Molecule: messenger RNA, 3329 nt
Organism: Schistosoma spindalis
Lineage: Eukaryota; Metazoa; Platyhelminthes; Trematoda; Strigeidida; Schistosomatidae
Source: the annotation of a GenBank genome assembly
AAUGGUGGGAGGUUUACAUCUCAAGGUCGUCCGACAAACUUUAUACAUAAUAACGUGAAAUUUUAAACGUUUACCCCAGCAACUGAAGGAGUGGAAAUAAAAACGAACAAGGGGUAAAUAAGGGGAACAUUCCCUGAUAAAAUUAAGCAGAAAUAAAGAGGGAUUGCUACGUUUUUGACUCAACUGACUACAGCUUCAUUUCUUUGAAGUAAUCAAUCUUCAUUUAUAUCAGCGUUCAGGAAUAUAAAUGCAUAUCUAAUGUCUUCAGUCAGAGAGUUAAAAGAAUCACCUGUGGCCUCAGCUCAAGCGUAUGUUUUACAGUUUAACACUGAAGACCGAAUAUGGCUACCAAGUGGUGGAACACGCUCACUUUCAUGGGUUCAAAUUUUACAACAAAAAGGUUUAGAUGCUUAUCGUAUCGUAGGAUGGCGUCAGCCAGAUAAUCAGGUUGUUGUUAAUUCAGUGUUAAAAGCUGGACUCGAGUAUCAAAUACAUGGUCAAUUUCAUGAAUGGCGUGAUCCAAUCACUUCUAGAGUAUAUGGAUUACAUUUUCCGGAACAAGAAGAUGCUGCAAUGUUUUUGAAAACAAUCAACUUUAUUUUGAAUAGACUGACAAAUCCUGAUUGCAAAAAUGCAUUUGAUGGUGAAAACAUAAAUAUCAAUUCACAGUCACGCGAAUAUGCACAACCGUUUAUUUCAAAUACAUUAGAUUCAUCAAAUAAUCAUGCUACCACACCAAAAGGUUGUACCAUAGUUAUUAAUCCAAUAAAUGUUGGCACUGAUGGAAUUGAUGCAGUUGGACAAAUAGAAAAUAAAACUACUCUACCAAAACAACCGGAACCUAAUGAAUUGGCGAAUUAUGAAUAUCAAGAUCAUGUUAAUCAAUCUAAUCAAAUAAAUAAAUCGAUAACUGCUACUACUCUGACUAAUAAUAAUAGUGGUGGUAAAGAUUCUGGUGCCAUUGAAACACAUCGUCGUCAACUAUCUUCUACAUCAUCAAUCAGUUUAGGUUAUGCUACAGGUCCUGGAACAAUUGCAACUCCUUCAUCUGCCUCUUCAUCUACUGGCUACGGUUAUGGUUAUGGAUAUGCAGGUUCAGGAAGUUUAGCUAGUUAUGCAAGUACUAGUAGCAGUGGAAGCAGUGUUGGGAAUGGUCCAAUUAAUGGUAAUUAUUUGAGUACAAUGCAUCGUCUUAGUAGUCAAAAUUUGAGGAAUCCACCUUUAACUGGAGAGUCUAUCAGUAGUAACUGGUCAGGUUCGAAUUCUCAAGUUUCUCGUGAAAUUGUUGAUCAUUCAAGUGUUACUGUUAGCACAAACAGUUCAAAUUCAUCGUCAGUGUUAACAACAUCAGUACCGGGUAGUAAUAAUAAUAAUGAACAGAAUAAUGACGAAGAGUUAGCUAAACAGUCAGAAUCAUCUGGAUUAGCUGCUAUGCUACAAGAAGCUAUUGCUGCACGUAAACGUAAUAAAGAAAAUCGAUGUAAUGAUUCAAUAAGACCAAGUGUUAAUUCAACUUCUUGCAAUAAUCCGAUAAUUUCAACUACAAAAUCCCCGCCUCCACCACCACCACCACCUCCAGCGCCACCGACAUUAUCAUCAAUUACUCAACUGGACAAUAACAAAACCAACCCAAUAAAACGUACGGAUUCUACACAGCAAUUAAGAAAAGAUUCCAUUGAUCAAAAAUCUUCUAUGCUAGCUGAAAUUCAACGUCGUAUACAAGCUAGACGACAGUUAAUCGAUGCUGCUGAAGAAGAAUGUGGUGUGCUUAAAAAAGACCAUCAUUUAGAAUCAUCAAAAUCUAUCUCCAUGUCUUCUGAAAAUACCGGUGUUAUAUCGACUAAUUCGAUCGAUUCAUCAUUGAAUAACCGAAAUGUUAGUACAUCUAAUUGUUCCACAAUAUCAAAUAUUAUACAUUCUGAUUUAUCACUUACUCGUUCAGAAUUGGAUAAUUUACGUCGUGAAAUUAUUGUUGAACUACGUAAAGAAGUUCAAUUGGCAAAAAAUGAAAUUAUGGAUUGUAUCAAAUUGUAUAAAGCUGUUUAAUUUGAAUUAUGCACUCGUUUGAUCUUUGUACACGUUAUUGGAUAAACACAGCUGUCCUAUAUAUAUAUAUUGAACAUUUGAUCAGCUUAUGCUAUUUCACAUAUAAUAAUACACAAUUCUACCACCAAAUUGAAAUUUGUAAAAUUACCUAUUUGUCUUUUUUUUUUAUUAAUUUUGUUUGGAUUGGCUUCUAAUACCUCUAAAGCCUUGAAAACAAUCGAGUAAAUUGCACAUUUAAUUUUUCACAUUCGGUGAAUAUGUUUAAUUCUUAAAAUAUUAUUUCUAUUAUUUUUACAUCUGUUAAAACGUAUUAUUACAUUCCAUUUAUUGAUUAGUUUGUUUUUGCUUGUUUAUUUAUCUAUGAAACAUAAUACCUAUUGUUCAGUAGAAUAAAUUAAUGAUAACUUGAUACUUUCUGUCAUUUGUUUACAUUACCUCAUUAUAUAUUUAGUAGGGUGGAUGCUUUUUUCUUUUUAGGUUAUUUCCUCAAUUGUGUAUGAUCAUUAGUUGAAUCAUCUAUAACUUCGUAAUGUAUCCACACACACACAUACACAAAAAAGGGAGUAUAUUAUAAAAAAAAUUUUUAAUCCUCAAUAUGCUUUUUUUUGUUUCAAUUGGAUUAGGUUUUUAUUAGUAAUAUUAUUUUAAUUGUCGAUUGAAUUUAAUUAUUACCUCAUAUAAUUAGUUGAAAUUUGUUAUUUGGUCAUUAUUCGUCCAAUAAUCUAUCCAAAUAGAUUGUUUAAUUGAGAAUUAGAAGCCAUAUGUACUAGGCAUUCUUACAUUGAAAACAAAACAAACGAACAUGUAUGUAUAUACAAAUAGCUGAGCUUUUGUCUGUAUUUUUCAUUUUCUUUUUUUUUUUUUCGCAAUUAAUCUCAUUAUUAUCAUGAUGUAUCCUGUUUUAAUUUCACUUUAUUCAUCUUUUACACGCAUAUAUAGUGCCUCAGAGUAAUUGCAAAUAUAAAUAUAUACAUUGUAGAAUGUUAAAUACUUUCACUAAUUUUCAUUUUAUGUAAACACGUUCUUGUUUAUCGAUGUUCUUUUGAAAUGAUGAUGAUGAUGAUACAAAUACAUACACAUAAUAUAUAUUCUCGCAUAGUAUGGUCUCUUAAUUAACAUUGAUGGUAGUGAAGUAAGUCAUGAACAGAAGUCAUCAUUUUCAAUAGAAAGUAGGUAUGUCUAUAGUACGGCAUUUAUUUUUUAUUUAUUUUAUUUGAACACAUAAGGGGGGGCACCAAAUAUAUAUGCGCCACACAAAACAAUGAAAACGGGAAGAGAAAAAA